UGAGUUCUGAUGUUUCGUAAUCUGCCAACAUUUUCAGUAUGUGGAGUUGAACGAAUAUGCUAGUGGAAGUGAGUGGCGAGCCACGUCAACUGACUGCAUCGCCAGUCCCUAAUAAGAGAUACCCACUUUCCGCGAGUUAUACAACGCAAAGCAAACCACAGGAUAGAGGUAUCAUCAUCGUUAGUGUAAGUGUAAUGGGAAUCUUGCUCCAACCGAGCCUACUAAUGUUCCUUAGUUGUUGUGACCCCGUAGAAAAGGACCGUUCUAGAUCUUUUCUCUUGCCACCAAAUAAAUGUAGGCUGGGAGGCUCUCCUGCAGUGAUCAAUUCGACGGUCGGGAGACCGACAAUGAUCUCUGCGGUCAAAUCAGCGAGACGUCGAUCAGGACACUCCAUCUGAGACGAUUUGUAGGCGGGAAAAGUGUUGGCUUUAGCGACGAGAUCUGUGGUAGUCGUUAAGAUUUCCACUCAACCCACAACCAGAGGAGCAAGCCACAGGUGAACACA
Messenger RNA from Aspergillus aculeatinus CBS 121060, 505 nucleotides. RefSeq lists its product as uncharacterized. The record is from RefSeq and is a predicted model, not a curated record. The transcript has a single exon. Lineage: Eukaryota; Fungi; Ascomycota; Eurotiomycetes; Eurotiales; Aspergillaceae. Bases 57 to 398 code for a protein of 113 amino acids.